UUUAAAAAUUCAAGUACCUGCAAAUGCAACAGUGCUGUGUAUAUUAAACCAAUGCGAUGAGCGGUAACGCUAAGCGGUGGAUGUGCGUUACAUUUGCAUUCAAGACGACUUGAAUUAUGAGCGAUAGAUACAAGCGGUCGCAGCACGUAUUGAGGUUAUGUGACUAUUUGUUUUGAAGUUUUUCGCAAAAAUGUGUUCAAAAGCAAAAUUUUCGAAUAGUUGUCGUGAAAUAUUAAUUUCGGAAGUGCAAACAAAACCGGUACUAUGGAAUGAUCAACACCCAGAUUACAAAAAAACGGAGAUAACAAGAAAGUUAUGGGGAGAUGUUGGCACAUGUAUUGGAUUAUCAGGACAAGCUGCGAAGGGGAAGUGGAAAAAUUUAAAAGAUAAGUUUCGGGUUGAACUGCAUAAAAUUCCGAAAAAACGCUCCGGCUCAGAAAAUGACAAUUAUAAGUCAAAAUGGCCAUUUUUUGAUAUGAUGCUAUUUGUAAAAGAUAGCAUGCUUCCAAGUACAACAACUGGCAACCUCUCGAAGGAACCCGAGAACACCGAUAGUGAGGAUGAAGAACAAACUGCAGAAAACGUUAAUAAUGAAGAGUCAGAUACCAUACAACAUGAACCUUCAUCACCAUCAACUAGCUCUUCACGUCCUUCAUCUUGUACAACGCAAAGAAAGACAUUCGCAACACCAACAUGUCGUAAUAAGAAAAGACCUGCACAAAACGAAAUCGACAGACAUUACUUGGAAUUAGAGCAAAAGAAACUAGAUUUAUUAGAGCAGGAAUUUAAGAAAGAUGUUGAUAUGACAGGUAACCCCGAUUAUCAUUUUUUAAUGAGUCUGCUGCCCUAUUUUACGGACAUGGACUGUUUAGAAAAAUUGGAAGUGCGAGCAAAAAUACAAGAAGUUAUCACCGAGGCCGUGCGACGCAAACAAAACACUAUGCAGUCUGUUCAACGUCAAGAAAAUUACACAAAUCUUCAACUUUACGGAAAUGAAAACUUCGAUCAAGUACGAUCCCAGCCUAGAUUACAUACAAACUCUGGCGAAAAUUUAACAGUGGGAAAAGGUAUUCAAUAUCAACCAAUUAGUCAAUGUGACGAAAAUUAUAGCAUGUUUCGGCUUGACCCGUGAAAAUAUAACAAUAGAAGAUUCUGGGUCUGCAGAAUUACUCUAUACAUCUAAUUUUAUGCAAUAAAUAUUAGUGUACUUGUCACUAUUUUUGUGUACCUACC
This is a messenger RNA of Onthophagus taurus, 1233 nucleotides long. NCBI's taxonomy places the organism in Eukaryota, Metazoa, Arthropoda, Insecta, Coleoptera, Scarabaeidae. The record is from RefSeq and is a predicted model, not a curated record.